GGGAAGGCGUGCGGGGCUAGGCAGGUAUAUAAGUUGGUUGCAAGACAACACCUUGUAGAAGGCUGUCAGGGAGAUUUGGAGAGGUAGCUGCAGAUCCUGUGCGUGGAGCCUCAAGAAGGGAAGUGUCGGGCUGAGAUGGCUUCUUCUCGUGUUCCCAGACUCCUCCGGGAGGCGCUGCCAGAAAGAAGAGAGCUUCAGGAGAAGUACAAAGCGGACGUGACUCUGGAUCCGGACACGGCGGAAGAGUAUCUCAUAGUGUCUGAGGACAGGAAGUCCGUGACUGCAGCAGACUUCCCCCAGAGUCCACCCCCCAAUCCCAAGAGAUUUGAGCUUGUACCCUGUGUUCUGGGCGCCCAGGGGUUCACCUCAGGGAGACAUUACUGGGAGGUGGAGGUUGGGGAUCAGCGGGAGUGGGCCGUGGGAGUCGCCUUAGAGUCAGUAAAGAGGAAUGAAGGGCUCUCUCUUCAGCCGGAGGAGGGGAUCUGGUGUCAUGGGUGCUGGUGGCUUCGGAGGGCAGCAGACAGCUCUUCUGUUGUGUCCACACAGGGGUGUGUGAAGUCUGGGAAGAUCGGAGUUUGUCUGGAUUAUGAAGGGGGGUGGGUUGGAUUUUAUGAAGAUGGAAAGAUGACUGCAAUGUUGGCCUCCUUCAAGAAGGAAGUCGUUUUCCCCUUCUUGUACGUGGGCUCCACGGUUACCCUCACAAUCUCCCCCUGAGGCACACUGGGACUCGACCUCCCCCCUCUUCCCCAGGAAAGGCACCCCUCUAGCCAUUUUCUGUACAGCCUGCCCUAGCCUCUGCACCCUUGUCUACACACAAGCUUUGCACCAGCAUCUGAUUUAAUUUGAACCGGAGCACACACCUGUGUGAAUGCUCUUAAUUAGGCUCCAAAGUGGUGUGGCUCAAUUUUAAGGGCUUGUCUACAGUCGAUGGGGGAUCGAGGCUGCAGCGAUCGAUCCACCGGCGGUUGAAUUAUUGCGUCUGCUUAGAUGUGAUAAAUCAAUCUCUGAGUGCUCUCCUGACGAUUCUUGCGUUCCACCAGGGUGAGAAGAGUAGCUGGAGCUGACAGGCAAACAGCCCUCACCCACCUUAUUGCGUGGAAGAUACCGCGAUAAGUACAUCGACUUUAGCUACACUCUUUGCAUAGCUGAAAUUGUGCAGGUUAGAUCAGCUGGGGGAAGAAGGGGUCAGUGUAAUGUAGACUAGGCCUAAGUGUUGCCAGCACUUGUAGUUUUCUCAUGUGUGUCAUAAUAUUUGAUUUUUUCUCUUAAAGCCCCAGUUCCCGGAGUCCUGUGAUUCCCUCAGGCUCUGAGCGCUUAUUAAAUCAAGCAAUUAAAAUCA
This is a messenger RNA of Pelodiscus sinensis (Chinese soft-shelled turtle), 1339 nucleotides long. The record is from RefSeq and is a predicted model, not a curated record. Lineage: Eukaryota; Metazoa; Chordata; Testudines; Trionychidae.